AUGGUGGUUGAACUGCUCACGGUCAUCGGCAAUGGGAGCAUGAUUCUGUUAAUCAGAAGUGACUCAAAACUUCACACUCCGAUGUACUUCUUCCUCAGCCACCUGUCCUUUGUAGAUCUCUGUUAUGCCACCAAUGUCACUCCUCAGAUGCUGGUUAACUUCUUAUCCAAGAGAAAAGCCAUUUCCUUCCUUGGCUGCUUUAUACAAUUUCACUUUUUCAUUGCCCUGGUGAUCACAGACUAUUACAUGCUUGCGGUGAUGGCUUAUGACCGCUACGUGGCCAUCUGCAAGCCUUUGUUAUAUGGUAGCAAAAUGUCCAGAUGUGUCUGCGUUUCUCUCGUUGCUGUUGCUUAUGUUUAUGGCUUUGCAAACGGUCUGGCACAAACCAUCCUGAUGCUCCGUCUGUCCUUCUGUGGACCCAAUGAGAUCAACCAUUUUUACUGCGCAGACCCACCUCUCAUGGUCCUCGCCUGCUCGGACACCUACGUCAAAGAAGCUGCCAUGUUCGUGGUGGCUGGUUCCAACCUCACCU
This is a messenger RNA of Propithecus coquereli (Coquerel's sifaka), 532 nucleotides long. RefSeq names its product olfactory receptor 1030-like. Gene Ontology annotation, cellular component: membrane. Gene Ontology annotation, molecular function: olfactory receptor activity; odorant binding; G protein-coupled receptor activity. Lineage: Eukaryota; Metazoa; Chordata; Mammalia; Primates; Indriidae. The annotation marks the transcript as partial. The record is from RefSeq and is a predicted model, not a curated record. The transcript has 2 exons. Gene Ontology annotation, biological process: sensory perception of smell; G protein-coupled receptor signaling pathway.